CCAGCGCCUCCCUCUCCCUCCCUUCCCCUCCUCCCCGAGGCCCCGAAUUCCCGAUCUCACCAACGCGGAAAAAACGAAGACAGAAAAAAGGCGAGAGAAAACAAAAAAAAAGUACUACUUCAUCUCGUCUCACACACCACACACCUCAGCCGCCCGCCGUCUCCUCCUCUCCCCUCGCCACGUCGCCGUCCGCCGUCGCGCAGGCGGAGCCCCAGGCGCACCGCGCGGCGCCGCCGGAUCCGCGCGACCCGACCCCGGGAGCGCGGCGCCGCUAGGCCGCCGACUCCGCCUCCGCUACCGCCGCGCGGCCAGAUCCGCCAGAGGCGCGCGCCCGGAUCCGCCGCGCCGACAGGGAGCGCGCCGCCGCACGCCCAGCUCGGCAUUGGCUUGGCUCGAUCCAGAGGCGCUCUGCUGCCGGUUGGAGUAUUCUGUAGUUGUGGAGCUGUGCAUGGUGCUAAAUCGUGCAAACUGCAAAGAUGAGAUGAGUCCAGCACACAGCGUGCUGCAGUCCUGCAUCGUGCAACUGAGCCUGUUCUUGUAGCUGGAGUCCUUAUUGUGAUGAUGCAGGGGUUGAGAGGUGGCAGUUAUAUAUGACUACUGGUGAGCCCUUGCUCCUGUCAGCAUCCGGAAGUGCAGAUUCACCUUCAAAGCAGCAGGCUCCUGCUCGGCCUUCGGUAGCCUCAUUAGGCUGCCUCUGCCCUACUGAUUCAUUCUCUUCAUCACUGUACGAGGAUUGUGACACGGCUUCUGUAAACCUUGCAGAUGAAAGGGAGGCUGAGCCAGAAUAUCGUCGAGAGGAGUCUGAUGUGAGAAGUGUGUCAGAGCGCUUCCAGUCCACUGAUUCACACUUUUUCCAUCGUUUCUCGGUGGAAUGCUCUCAGAAGGAGAGGCAGCGGAAGGUUUCUUGGGGUGGUGCGAUGGAGAUGCAGCGUUCUCCAUCAACCCUAGAGACCGGGAUGGUAUCUACUUCCAAUGAGAAGACAAAUCACUCCCAGAGAGUCAGGAAUAAGAGCUCACAGUUUGAAGAUCCCUUUUCAUCUGAGCAUGAACCAAGGUUAAUUUACAUCAAUGAUCCUAACAGGACAAAUGAUCGAUAUGAAUUCACGGGGAACGAGAUCAGGACAAGCAAGUAUACCUUGAUUACUUUCCUGCCUAAGAACCUCUUCAUACAGUUUCAUCGCCUGGCAUACGUAUACUUCCUAGUCAUAGCUGCUCUUAACCAGCUCCCUCCUUUAGCUGUAUUUGGAAGAACUGCUUCUCUUUUCCCGCUACUUUUUGUGUUGUUUGUGACUGCUAUAAAAGAUGGAUAUGAAGACUGGCGGCGUCACAGGUCCGACAGAAAUGAAAAUAACCGAGAGGCACUUGUCCUUCAACAUGGCGAUUUCCGGUUGAAGAAGUGGAAAAACAUUUGUGCAGGGGAGGUGGUCAAAAUUCAUGCCAAUGAAACUAUGCCUUGCGACAUGGUGUUGCUGGGUACAAGUGAUCCAAAUGGUAUAGCCUAUAUCCAAACUAUGAAUUUAGAUGGAGAGUCAAACCUAAAAACAAGGUAUGCUCGCCAGGAAACUACUGCCAUGGUAUGCGAUGACUCAUAUUCAGGCUUGAUCAAAUGUGAGCAGCCCAACAGAAAUAUCUAUGAGUUUACAGCUACCAUGGAGUUAAACAAUCAGAGGAUUCCACUUGGACAAUCAAACAUUGUAUUACGUGGAUGUCAGCUUAAAAACACAGAAUGGAUUAUUGGGGUCGUUGUGUAUGCCGGUCAGGAGACAAAAGCUAUGUUGAACAGCACGAUAUCUCCUUCAAAGAGCAGCAACCUAGAGAGUUACAUGAACAGGGAAACCCUUUGGUUAUCAGCUUUCCUCUUGAUCACAUGCUCAGUUGUGGCUACAGGGAUGGGGGUUUGGCUGUUUAAAAACUCUAAAAACCUGGAUGCCCUGCCAUACUACAGAAGGAAGUACUUCACCUUCGGUCGGGAGAAUCGAAAAGAUUUCAAGUUUUAUGGCAUUGCUUUAGAGAUAUUUUUCUCCUUCCUCAGUUCUGUGAUAAUCUUUCAGAUCAUGAUACCCAUAUCUCUGUACAUCACAAUGGAGCUAGUCAGGGUGGGGCAGUCAUACUUCAUGAUUGGAGAUACACGCAUGUAUGACAGUAAUUCAGGCUCACGAUUUCAGUGUCGAUCCUUGAAUAUCAACGAGGACCUAGGCCAAAUACGAUACAUAUUUUCAGACAAAACAGGCACCUUGACACAAAACAAAAUGGAAUUUCAGCAAGCUAGCAUCUUUGGGAAGAAUUAUGGAAGUUCUUUGCAAGUCACUAGUGACUUUUCACAUGAAAUAAGAACUACAGAGUCAUUGAGACAAAGCAGCAGUAAGUCCAAAAUCAAUGUUGAUUCGGCACUGAUGGCACUUCUGAAUCAACCAUUGAUUAAUGAGGAAAGGCUUGCUGCUCAUGAUUUUUUCCUUACCCUGGCUGCAUGCAACACAGUAAUCCCAGUCGGCACAGAGAAUACUCACGAUUUGACAAACAAAGUAGAUGAAAUUGGCGCAAUUGAUUACCAGGGAGAGUCACCUGAUGAGCAGGCCUUAGUAACUGCAGCUUCUGCUUACGGGUAUACUCUUGUGGAAAGAACGACCGGUCACAUUGUUAUAGAUGUUCUUGGGGAGAGGUUAAGGCUGGAUGUUCUUGGUCUCCAUGAAUUUGACAGUGUGAGAAAAAGAAUGUCUGUUGUUGUAAGGUUUCCAGACCACAAUGUAAAGGUUCUCGUGAAAGGUGCUGAUACAUCAAUGCUAAGCAUUUUGAAAGUAGAGAUUGGUGAUGGGCUUUAUGAUUCAUUGCACGCUAAAAUUAGAGAAGCUACAGAAGAUCAUCUGUCAGGUUAUUCAUCAGAGGGUCUACGGACCUUAGUGAUUGGUUCGAAAAAUCUGACAGAUGCAGAAUUCAUUGAAUGGCAGGAGAGGUAUGAAGAAGCUAGUACCUCCAUGCAUGAGAGAUCAGCAAAGCUCCGUCAGGCAGCUGGUCUAGUAGAGUGCAAUCUGACUCUUCUUGGUGCAACUGGAAUUGAAGAUAAGUUGCAGGAUGGUGUUCCUGAGGCCAUUGAAUCCCUCCGACAGGCUGGAAUCAAGGUGUGGGUUCUCACAGGAGAUAAGCAAGAAACUGCCAUAUCAAUUGGUUUGUCAUGUCGGUUGUUGACUCAAAGCAUGCAUUCGAUUAUCAUAAAUGGUUCAUCGGAGUUUGAGUGCAGGCGUCUUCUAGCUGAUGCUAAAGCCAAAUUUGGAAUAAAGUCGGCUGAUUUUCGAAGGGAUCCACAAGGUGCAGAUGAUUUGUACAAUGGUGAUAUUUCGAAAUUGAGGUCCUCAAAUGGUCACAUGUCUGGAAGUGCUCCACAAAACUUCGAGUUAACUGGAGUUAUUGCUAGGGACAAGUCAGAGUACAGUGAGAAAGUGACGAAUUUUGACAGCACCGAGCUAGCACUGAUAAUUGAUGGGAGUUCCCUUGUGUAUAUCCUAGAGAAAGACCUUGAAUCAGAGUUAUUUGACUUGGCAACUUCGUGUAAAGUCGUCAUUUGCUGCCGUGUUGCUCCACUGCAAAAGGCUGGCAUUGUUGAUUUGAUUAAAAGCAGAACGAGUGACAUGACCCUGGCGAUUGGUGACGGGGCAAAUGAUGUUUCAAUGAUACAGAUGGCAGAUGUUGGUGUUGGUAUAUGUGGUCAAGAAGGCCGUCAGGCAGUGAUGGCUUCAGACUUUGCUAUGGGACAGUUUCGCUUUCUGAAGAGAUUACUUCUUGUACAUGGGCACUGGAAUUAUCAGCGCAUCGCUUACAUGAUCCUCUACAACUUCUACCGCAAUGCUGUCUUUGUGCUAAUGCUUUUCUGGUAUAUCUUACAUACAGCUUACUCUGCAACUCUAGCAUUAACAGAUUGGAGUAGUGUUUUCUACUCCCUUAUAUACACAUCAGUUCCAACGGUAGUAGUUGGCAUUCUCGACAAGGACUUGAGUCAUAAUACCCUUCUUUAUUACCCGAGACUAUAUGAGGCUGGGCUUCGAAAUGAGGGCUACAACUUGUCACUCUUCUGGAUUACAAUGCUAGAUACCGUGUGGCAAAGCCUUGUCCUUUUCUAUGUUCCUUUCUUCACAUACAAUAUCAGUACAAUGGACAUAUGGAGUAUGGGAAGUUUGUGGACAAUUGCUGUGGUUAUAAUUGUCAAUAUGCAUCUGGCCAUGGACAUUCGACGAUGGGUGCUUAUUACCCAUCUUGCCGUAUGGGGUUCUAUAGCUGCUACGUUUUUGUGCAUGGUGUUAAUAGACUCAAUACCAGUUUUCCCUAACUACGGGACAAUAUACAACAUGGCUGCUUCAACUACCUAUUGGCUGAGUGUUUGUCUUAUAAUAGGCCUUGGGUUGCUGCCUCGGUUCCUUUGCAAAGUAAUACAUGAGACCUUUUGGCCAUCUGAUAUUCAAAUAGCAAGAGAAGCUGAGCUUUUAAAAAAGCUGCCUCAGCAGUUUGGUUCAAGGCCUGAAAGUGAUAUAAGCUAACAGCAGUUGCACACGGUUAUUUUGUCAAUUGACUUGAGGCUGUGUUGAUUCAUUUGUUGAGGUGAUUUUUGUCAAAAUUUUGAUCAUACGCAGAGGACAAAUUUGGUAAGGUAUACAAAUUUGGGUUGCGGAAGAAACUUGAAAAUGCAACGGGCUGACAAAGGGAACUGACUGUACUGGUAUUGACAACAAUGGCUUGGGCCUUCGGGGGUUUUAAUCAAUCAAAUGACAAAUGUACAGAUAUGGGAAAGACGAUACAUACACUGUAUUUUAAGGUAGAGUUUGUGGUAGUCUGUGCUUAGGAAAUAAAGACGUAAAUAGAUACAAAUUCUUUUCGCACUCUGCCAGCCUUCUGUAUCAUCUGACUAUAUAACCACCUUCAUUUUCUUCCAGCUGUAACGGCGUUUGGGUAGUGGCUUGUCCAGUCGGAAUCUUACGUUUUACAGCAAUACAAGGUUCAGUUCUGUAAUCUAGUCUCUUCAAAACCCAUCCAACUUGUUGGGCAUUUGUUUCAUGAUGUCUCAGUUUUACU
Molecule: messenger RNA, 5058 nt
Organism: Panicum virgatum (switchgrass)
Lineage: Eukaryota; Viridiplantae; Streptophyta; Magnoliopsida; Poales; Poaceae
Product: phospholipid-transporting ATPase 1-like
Exons: 9
Coding region: 591-4526 (1311 amino acids)
Biological process (GO): phospholipid translocation
Cellular component (GO): plasma membrane
Molecular function (GO): ATPase-coupled intramembrane lipid carrier activity; ATP binding; magnesium ion binding
Source: RefSeq, a predicted model, not a curated record